CCAAGUGAUUUUUGUUCGGAAUUUUAUAAAUAUGAUUUUGAUGAAAAUAUACCAUAUAGCGUUGGCAGUUUGGAGUACAAAAGGUUAUGAGAAUGUGGCAUUAAAUAAACCAACAUGGCAAUCAAACCAGUACAGUAGAGGGGAUAGUAGAUUCCACUCCAGUAAUGCUGUAGAUGGUCUGAAAACUAACCUUGGAGCUUUGGGAGGACAGUGUGCUUUAUCAGAUAAUGGAUACACAACCGUUACCUGGAGGGUAAACUUGACGUCAAUCUACAGUAUUCAACGCAUAAGAAUUUAUUACAGGACUGAAAACAGGGUGUGGGGUGCAUUUUCUUUGUACACUACAAGAUUUUUGGGGUAUUAUGUUUAUGUAUCAAACACGACAGACCGACUGGAUGGGCAUUUAUGUUUCCACGAUACAAAUUAUACCAGAUCUUCGAUACCCGCCGUCGCCAAUAUAACCUGUCCCGUGCAUGGACAGUAUGUUAUCUACUAUAAUGAGAGACUUCCUAAUAUCAAUUAUCCAAGUGGAUACUCUUCCUACGCAUUUUUAGAACUCUGUGAGGUGGAAGUGUAUGGUUGCAGGGCUGGAUACUACGAAACUAAUUGUUCUCUUCCUUGUCCUGACAAUUGUCUUUAUUGUCACAUCAAAACUGGGGUUUGCUCGUGGUGUAAACCGGGCUAUCAGGGAUAUCAAUGUGAAAAAGAAUGUGGUGGUGACAGAUAUGGACAGGAUUGUGGACAGAGAUGUGGAGCUUGUCUUGAAUAUAAACAAUGUCACCACAUCAAUGGAUCUUGUACUGAAGGGUGUGAUGCUGGGUAUAAAGGGACUUUUUGUGAUAGCGAAUGUUUAGAAGGAAAGUUCGGGAAUAACUGUGAACAAAAUUGCAACGAAAAUUGUGGUAUACCCAAUCAAUGCAACAGGAUGACAGGGAAAUGUGAUGGCGGAUGUCAACCUGGAUGGGAAGGACUUCUGUGCAGUAACGAAUGCUCCAAUAAUCAAUAUGGCAAAAACUGUAGUGAAACGUGUGGUAAAUGUCGCCCCCCUUCCUCCUGUCACCACAUAAAUGGAUCUUGUUUAAGUGGGUGUGGACAAGGUUACCAAGGGAUAGACUGUUUACAGGAAUGUAGCUCAUAUACAUAUGGGUUCGACUGUAUGCAAAACUGCAGUGACAGUUGUGUAAAUAAUACGUGUGACUCCUUUUCUGGAGAAUGCCCAAUAUAUGGGGCUUCCACUCAGAAGAAUAAGGGAAAAGAUCAAGUAGCAGUCGUUGGGGGAAUUGCUGGAGCUUUAACUGCCAUUCUUGUAAUUUUGAUUGUUGUGCUGGUAUUGAGAAGGCAUCAUGCACGCAAAGGUAUGGGGGACAAUAAACAGUUUAAAAGGGCAAUACACUAUGAGGAAGGAGAUAGCGAGGAAAACGUUACAGACGUUGGUCUAUCAUCCUCCAAAAAACGAAAACUUAAGACCUCCAUAAAAGCAAAAGAUGAAAAAUCUCUGAUUAGUAAUAAAGAUGUUAACGCAAUCGAUGUGGAUGAAGAUGAGCUUAUACACGCAGAAAAUCCGUAUGGUGAAAUGUACAUGAAUAAUGUCACCACGCCGGAUAUUCUGAUUAGUCGGUUAGAGCGUAUCAUUUCUGAGAAAAGCAAAGAUGAUAAUGACGGUUUCCAGAAAGAGUAUGCGACUCUACCUUAUGGUGAAAAUCACAAAUGUGACAUUGGAAAGAGAGAUGAAAAUGUUCCUAAAAAUAGAUUUAAGACUACAUUCCCUUAUGACCAUACUAGGGUAAUCUUAAGGACGGAGACUGGAACUGACUACAUAAAUGCCAACUAUAUAGAGGGCGCUGAGAGAGAUCAUGAAUACAUCGCUUCACAAGGACCAAAGCAAAACACUGUUGGUGAUUUUUGGACGAUGAUUUGGCAAGAGAAUGUAUCUGCUAUUGUGAUGCUGACGAAUCUGAAGGAAAGGAAUAAGAUCAAGUGUACACAAUACUGGCCGGAUGGAAACAAACACAUCAAUUACGGAAUUGUAUCUGUGAAAAUGAUCGAGGAAAAAGAGUACGCAUUCUACGUUGUUCGAAAAAUGACUGUAAUCCAAAAAGAGACGAAGAAGUCACGUGUGGUGACUCAGCAUCAUUAUACGUCUUGGCCAGACCACGGAACCCCGGAUCCUCUAUGUCUUGUUGUCUUCCUUGAUCACGUGACGAGAACACGAACCAAUCAGAAUGACUCUCCGACUGUUGUGCAUUGCAGUGCUGGUAUAGGAAGAACGGGAACGUAUAUAGCAAUAGACGCCCUGAACCAGAUAGGAAGAAAGACGGGGAAAGUAAACGUAGCGGAAUAUGUCAAGAAGAUGAGAGAAAACAGAAUGAAUAUGGUCCAGACAUACGAACAGUAUAUAACUAUAUUUCUUGCGUUAAACGAAAUAUACAAAUCUCCUGUGAAUGUAAACACAAUUGAAGAAUUUACUAAGAAGGCGCACUCUCUCUCCAUGGACAAACCAGCUAAUCAGAGCGAACUGCAUAAAGAAUUCCAGCUUUUGAUGAAAGUACGACCAACAUAUGCGGACUCUGAUUACAAAAUAGCUAUAGAAGGAUGUGGCGGUGCACAUACGAAUAGUAUACUACCUUUGGAUAAAUACAGUGUCCAUCUCUCCUCUGUGGUGUCAAACAGAGGAAGCUUCAUCAACGCAAUAUAUGUACCGUCAUAUACCAACAGCCGGGCGUUUUUAGUGACGAAGUAUCCACCGACAGAGGACGCUGUUGACUUCCUGCGCCUGCUCAAUGAUUACGAAUCUGAUACUGUAAUUUGUGUGGACCCACUUAAUGAGAUUGGAUCGAGUACGACAUGGUUACCAAGUCCCUCCUCUUCCAAGGUAGUCUCUCCUUUCUCUGUUCACUAUCAGCAGAAUCAGUUAAGGACCGGAAAUGACGUUGAAAGCACUAUAAUUCACCUCCUUCAGAAUACUUCUGAGGAGGAGGCUCAUUCAAUAACGAUAAUUGAACCGAAAACCGCCAUCAAAACAUCCGGAAACCCUCAAGACACAUCCCAGCUUAGAGGCCUGGUAUCUGUCGCCCUGAGUUCUGAGAAUGAAAAACCGAUUACAGUUGUCAGCAAAGAUGGUGCAUCCCUCUGUGGUGUUUUCUGUGCCGUUCAUAACGUGAUACAACAAAUAAACAUGGACGACGGCGUGGAUGUCUUUACAGCCGUCAGACAGCUUCAAGUUAGAAAACCAGAGUUCUGUGCUAAUUUUGAUGAGUAUGGUCUGGUCUUUAGAUCCGUAUGUGAUCACAUACAAAGUGCUACAGAAAACAUUUAUAGCAAUCAGUAAAAUGGUGGAUCCAGAAGUAGCGAACCUUUAAUAUAUUUUAGAAUUAAUUUCAUUAAAAAUCCCUCUAUUAUUGGCAUUCAAGGAAACAAAGAAACAGUGUGGGAACAUU
This is a messenger RNA of Saccostrea echinata, 3437 nucleotides long. RefSeq names its product receptor-type tyrosine-protein phosphatase epsilon-like. Gene Ontology annotation, molecular function: protein tyrosine phosphatase activity. NCBI's taxonomy places the organism in Eukaryota, Metazoa, Mollusca, Bivalvia, Ostreida, Ostreidae. The record is from RefSeq and is a predicted model, not a curated record. The transcript has 26 exons. The coding region runs from base 32 to 3328 and encodes 1098 amino acids. Gene Ontology annotation, biological process: protein dephosphorylation.